AUGGAAGUCGUACCUCCGUAUUACAUACAACCGUCAUACCCGGUCCAUUCCACUCUCGGAAUCUUAAAAUUGGAGGACAUCGAAUCGGAAACCAGUGCGUUUAUGGCAUUACACCAACGACUUGAAGAAGAACUUCGGGCCGCCAAGCGUGCGCAACUGUCUUGCGGCGAAGUCUUGUUGCCGCCCGACUUGCUCCACCGGAUAGCUCAUGACGUUCUCAAAAUGGCUGAAAGCGAACCCUGUGGUCUCAGAGGAUGCACUUUGUACCUGAAUUUCGAAGGUGAACAAGAAUGCCGGAAAAUCGGCACGAUCAAAUGCGACACCAACACCGUGUCCACUUUUGAGUUGUUCCUCACACUCAAACAAAACCCUAGAAAUGCGUGGUCGCUCAUUCCACUAUUCAUUAGGAAUUUCACAAGCGGCGGUACAAUAGUGAUCGAUCACGAAUUCACAAUAGAAAAACGGAAGCUGUAUAGGUCUUUUUUAGAAUAA
Molecule: messenger RNA, 492 nt
Organism: Macrosiphum euphorbiae (potato aphid)
Lineage: Eukaryota; Metazoa; Arthropoda; Insecta; Hemiptera; Aphididae
Source: the annotation of a GenBank genome assembly